CCUUUAAAUUCAAAGAUGGCCGACGACGUGGGUGAUGGACAUGUGGAGAGGAAAUCAAAAACACUUUUUAUACGAAAUCUACCGUAUUCAACAACAAAUGAAAAACUUGAAUCAUUAUUCAGUGAAGUAGGCCCCGUAAGAACAUGCUUUGUUGUAAAAGAGAAAGAUUCUUCAAAGUGUAAAGGCUAUGGCUAUGUGACAUUUUCAGUAUUUGAAGAUGCAGAAGCAGCGUUAUCAAAAAUCAAAUCAUUGGACGGGAGAAAGCUGUUUGUUGCAUAUGCAAACAAAAAAAAGAAAGAGAAAAAGAAAAAACCAAAAGUAAAGAUUGAAGAAAAAGCAGAAGAUGAGUCAGAUAAAGAUAGCAGUGAUGAAGAGGAAGAGGAACACAUUCAGAAGCCCCAGUCUGCUGAUACUGAAAUGACAAGGACACAUAGUCAGCAGGAAAUAAAAUAUCUUCGAGCAAAAACAUUAGUCAUCCAAGGUUUGUCCUCUGAAUACUCCCAGACUGACGUGGAAGAAAUUAUGACCAAACUAAAUGUGAAGAAUGUUGCUAAAGUGAAGUUCCCCGCCCCGGAUCGACCCACGCAGUGUGCUUAUGUGAGGUUCAAGUCCAUCCGAGAUACGAACAGGGCACUCAGGAAAAUCGACGGAAAGGAGGUCAAAGGAUGUGCACUGAAGGCUUGCCAGCUCAGUAAAGAAACAACCCCAGCUAUUCCCAGUAAACCACAGAAAACAGUCAAGAAGGGGAGGUUAAUCGUCAGGAACCUUUCAUUUAAGUGUUCAGAGGAGAAAUUACGAGAGACGUUUGAAAAGUUUGGAGAAGUUACAGAAGUACAAAUUCCCAAAUUAAAAAAUGGAAAACAUCAGGGGUUUGGAAUUGUCCAGUUCCUGGAAGUAGGAGACGCUUCCACAGCGAUGAAGGAAAUGAAUUCCAAAUUUAUUCUGAAUCGCCCAGUAGCAGUGGAUUGGGCCAUUCCAAAGGAUAAGUUUGAAGCAAAAAUGAAUAAUUUGCAAGAAAAAGAAGCUUCCAGCAGACGAGAAAUGAAAACAGACAAGGGAGAUAAACAGGGAAGUGUGGGAGUCAAAGCUGAGGGUAGCAACACCAGGCAGAAAAGAAAGAUGGAGGAAGAUGACAACAGUAAUGAAGAAUCGGAAGCAGAUGAAGACUCGGAUGUUGAGAAUUCUAGUGAGUCUGGGGAAAAUGAAAGUGAUGAGGAAAAGGGAGACAACUCAGAAGAUGAUUCUAAUGAUGAAACAGAUUCAGAGGAAGAAACAGAGGACUCUGAUGAUGAUGAUGAUAACUCUGAAAGUGAUGAAGAUGCACAGACAAAAUCAAUGAAGAGAAAAGAAAAUUUAAACAGAAAAAGUGAUGUAGGAGAAGGGAGGACUUUGUUUAUAAGAAAUGUUCCGUUCGAAGCAGAUGAGGAGAAUUUAGAAGAGGUGUUCUCGGAGUAUGGAAAAAUUAACUAUGUCAAGCUUGUGAUGAAUUUUAAAACAGGCCAGCCCAAAGGCACAGCUUUUGUACAGUUUAAAACACAGAGAGAUGCAGAAAAAUUCCGAGCAGCAGCAGAGGAUGAGGAGGAAGGAAUUGUUGUGGAUGGUCGACGGCUGAAUGUUGUUGUGGCGCUGGAAAGGGAAAAGGCACAGGAUUUGUCAAAACAAAAGGCAAAGGUCAAAGAGGACAAGAGAAACCUCCAUCUUGUUAGAGAAGGAAUGAUUCGACCAGGGACUCAAGCAGCCAUCGGACUCAGCAAGGAGGACCUACUGAAGAGGACAAAGCUAGAGAAUGUAAAGCGUGCAAAGUUAAAGAACCCUGACAUCUUCGUGUCGUCCACCAGACUGAGUGUUCACAACAUCCCCACACAAGUCACAGACAAGCAGCUCCGGGCCGUGUUCCUGAAGGCAGCAGACAGCAAGGCAGCUGUGGUUACGGAGUGUCGAAUCAUGCGUGACUUCGAGAGAAUGAACAGCAAGAAGGUUGGGAAGUCUCGUGGUUAUGCUUUCGUUAAUUUCACGAGUCAUCAGCAUGCACUAAAUGCCCUGAGAAACACCAAUAACAACAUGGACUUAUUUGGGGAGAAGAAAAGGUUGAUUGUGGAGUUUUCUCUGGAAAAUAAAGCAGCUCUACAAGCCAAGGAGAAACGAAUGGAGAGACAGAAGGGACGCCGGGAAACACUGAAAAAGGACUCCAUUAAAAAAACAACAGAGGGAAAGGAAUUCAAAAAGAAACAGAAAUCCCAAGUGGAUAAGUUUAUAGGAAAACUUAAAGUGAAUGAGGAUGGAAAGAAGUUACCUAAAGGCUUACCCUCACACUGGGGAGCAAAGGUCAGGCACAACCCCAGACCAGCGACAGCAGCUACCAAGAAAAACCAACAGAGGGCCGUCAAACGGAAGUCAGAGGAGACACAGGUUUCUAGUCCACAGGUCAAGGUUAUGAAAACCAAGAAGAGAAGAACAGAACGCGUUGACGACUUUGAUGUGUUGGUGAACAAGUACAAACAGAACAUGUUAAACAAGUCCAACAAAUCAAAAUGGUUCGAUCGGUGAUUAUAAUGAUCGGGACUCGUUUUCCAUGUUCUGUGUGAAAGCAACAUGUUACAUAACUUGUAUUAAAUUUGAAUAAAAUAUUGAAUAGUG
Molecule: messenger RNA, 2637 nt
Organism: Ostrea edulis (European flat oyster)
Lineage: Eukaryota; Metazoa; Mollusca; Bivalvia; Ostreida; Ostreidae
Product: RNA-binding protein 28-like
Exons: 20
Coding region: 16-2547 (843 amino acids)
Molecular function (GO): RNA binding
Source: RefSeq, a predicted model, not a curated record